AUGGCAUACUCUAAGAAUACGUUAGCCUUUUGCUUCCUUGUCUCCUUAUUCUCCUUCUCAUACGCUCAAACCGCCUGCUCGAAUUUCCAGUUUUGUGGAAAAUUCUACGAUUCAUGUAGUGAUCUUCAUGCACUGAAUUCCUUUAUUCACUGGAAUUACGAUCCGUCUUCUAGUACUGUCGAUAUCGCGUUUAGGAAGUCCGAAAACGAGCACGGAAGAUGGCUUGCUUGGGCUAUAAACCCAACAUCUACCGGAAUGAUCGGCUCGCAAGCUUUUGUCGCGUUGCAGCGUUCUAAUGGUGCUCUUGAAGCAUACACAUCACCUAUCGACACCUACGGAACCACGCUUACCAAAGGUGACUUAAGUUUUAGGGUUCACGAUGUUUCAGCUCAGAACAUCAAUGGACAAGUCAUCAUCUUUGCCAAGUUUGAGCUACCCAUCAAUGCAACCAAUAUUGUGAAUCAUGUUUGGCAAGAAGGUCCACUACAAGAUGAUGAUACACCAGGAGUUCAUGGCUUGUCAGGCGAUAACUUGAAGUCUUUCGGGACUUUAGAUUUCCAUUCCGGGAAAACUGUGGCUGUAACUCAUAUAAAACCAAAUUCAAGGUCUAAAGUAAAGAUUGCUCACGGGAUUAUCAAUGGGGUUAGUUGGGGAAUGAUGAUGCCACUAGGUGUUGUUCUUGCUAGAUUGAGAUAUCUACCAUUGGCAGAAUUACCAGCUUUGUGGUUCAAUCUACAUAUUUAUUGUCAAACUAUAGCUUUUUUCCUUGGUAUUACUGGUGGAGGUUUGGGAUUUUUUCUUGGGAGACAAUCUUCCGGCAUACGAGUGAAACACACUUCUCAUAGAUAUAUUGGCGGUGCACUCUUAGGCCUUGCAACAUUACAAGUCUUAGCUCAUUGUUUACGGCCAAAAAAGGAUCACAAAUAUAGGGUAUAUUGGAAUAUCUACCAUUGGUGCAUUGGUUAUGCUACUAUUAUACUGGGAAUCGUAAAUUGUUUCAAGGGUUUUCAGAUGAUGGAGGUGGGGAUUUGGAAGAAUGCUUACAUUGCUUUUCUUGCUUCCUUGGGAUUUUUGGCUGCUGCUCUUGAAGUUCUCAGAUGGUACUUGAAUGCUAAAAAAGGAACUACAUCAGAAGCUUCUGCAAAUGGUAUAGAACAGGCGUAG
Messenger RNA from Lycium ferocissimum, 1164 nucleotides. RefSeq names its product cytochrome b561 and DOMON domain-containing protein At5g47530-like. The record is from RefSeq and is a predicted model, not a curated record. NCBI's taxonomy places the organism in Eukaryota, Viridiplantae, Streptophyta, Magnoliopsida, Solanales, Solanaceae. Bases 1 to 1164 code for a protein of 387 amino acids. The transcript has a single exon.